Messenger RNA from Betta splendens (Siamese fighting fish), 1336 nucleotides. RefSeq names its product trace amine-associated receptor 13c-like. The transcript is spliced from 4 exons. NCBI's taxonomy places the organism in Eukaryota, Metazoa, Chordata, Actinopteri, Anabantiformes, Osphronemidae. Gene Ontology annotation, molecular function: trace-amine receptor activity. Gene Ontology annotation, cellular component: membrane. Gene Ontology annotation, biological process: G protein-coupled receptor signaling pathway. The coding region runs from base 1 to 993 and encodes 330 amino acids. The record is from RefSeq and is a predicted model, not a curated record.
AUGCCAGCAAUCCAGUUCUCUUUUUGUGUUGACCAGGCGGACUCCCUGGAGCAGUCGACCGAUGUGCUGGAGGUGCCUGAUGUGUCUGGAGUCCCUGGGUGCUACCUGGAUCUCAGGCUACUUUUAGCAAUUGCGGAGGUCCUGGCAGUUAAGGUGGCACUUGAGGACUGGCGACACUGGCAGCUCCACACUCCCACCAACCUCCUCCUCCUCUCUCUGGCCGUCUCUGACUUCCUUGUAGGCCUCCUGCUGAUGCCGUAUAGAAUCCUCCUGAUAGGAAGCUGCUGGUUUUUAGGGAAGUUCAUGUGUGUUUUUUUUCAAUAUGCGUCCUUCAUCAUCACAUCAUCGUCUGUGGGAAACAUGGUGCUGAUAUCAGUGGACCGAUACGUGGCCAUUCAUGACCCUUUGACUUACACCACUAUGGUCACACAGAGAAGAGUUCGAGUGUGUGUGUGUGUGUGUUGGGCCUGCUCUGUCUCCUAUAAUGGUGUAAUGCUAAAAGACUUCCUCAUGCACCCAGACGCAUAUAACUCCUGCUAUGGGGAGUGUGUACUUGUAACUAAUUACAUCACAGGAGCAGUAGACAUCGUGUUGACAUUUAUUGGUCCCAUCACAGUCAUCAUUGUUCUGUAUAUGAGAGUCUUUGUCGUUGCUGUGUCUCAGGCUCGAGCCAUGAGGUCUCAGAUCGUGUCGCUCCAGGGUUCGAUUUGUGUAGUUGCUCAGAAGUCAGAGAGGAAAGCAGCUAAGACUCUGGGAGUGGUAGUGGUUGUGUUCCUGGUCUGUUUCUGUCCGUACUUCUACCCGUCUCUUAUAGGUCAGGAUACAUCAGGCAAUGUGGCAUUUUCUGUUUUUGGUGUGUGGCUGCUUUACUGUAACUCCUGUCUGAAUCCAGUCAUUUAUGCUUAUUUCUACCCCUGGUUCAGAAAAUCAUUACAGCUCAUUGUUACUCUGCAGAUACUGCAGCCUGGCUCCUGUGACGCCAACAUGCUGUAGACAUGCUUAUAAUAACAAGCUCAACAAGGGAGCUAAAACAAGGGAUUUCAGAAAGACUUCACACAGAUUAUGAUCAUUAUUAUUAUGUAAAGUGUUUAUGAGAGUUAUUUUAUACAAUUAAAAAUGACACAAGCAUCGUCUAUAUAAACAAAUAUGUUUGAGUUUUCUUAUAUGCUGUUGCUUUUUUCAAGACAUGAUGCUUUGACACAUGAAAACAGUGAAAACCUUAUAAAUUAAACAUCCUUUGGUUUAAAGGCCUUUAACAAAUUGGGAGCAAAGCAUCAGCUGGAUGUGGACACAUAUUGUAGCACAUGUACUGGUUUGUGGUACACAUACUGUAGUA